Molecule: messenger RNA, 492 nt
Organism: Iphiclides podalirius (scarce swallowtail)
Lineage: Eukaryota; Metazoa; Arthropoda; Insecta; Lepidoptera; Papilionidae
Source: the annotation of a GenBank genome assembly
AUGUCGGCGCGAAUCACUUACCUCGGACGAAAAGUUGCAGAAAACGACGGAGACGAUGCCGCGUCACGUGUGGAAAACAUCAUGGCUAUAUAUAAAAUUGUUGAGAUCGGACGGACCUUGGUCGGGUGCUUACGAAUUGAGCCAGCCCGGUGCGAGGUCACCGCUGCCAGUGUGUGCGUGCCGUGCGACGUAGUAACGAGAAGCGCCCGCGGUAUCAGGGGCGCCCUCCACGCGACCCUGAUCGCCUUCGACAAGCAGUGGAACCUGGCCCUGGCUGACGUUCUAGAGGUGUGGACUAAGAAGGCACCGAGGAAAAGGAAAAUACCGCCUGCUUUGGGUACACCUGUUCCCAAAGGUACCGCGGCGACAAUAUCCCACGUCCCCACAGUAACGGAGACCCCUCUGGGGAAGGGUGUAUGGGAGUGCACGCGCCACAUCUCGCAGCUCAUGGUCCGCGGUGAACACGUGGUGCUGCUGAACAUAGUGGAACGG